GCCCGACUGCUCCGAUACCUGUGAAUGCACACAACGCCUUCCUUUUCUUGUGACUAGCAAUAAAGAGCCCAGCCCUUGAAUUCAGUGCGUCACACACAUGAUCUCAUUCAACCCUCGCACCGUGUAAAGGCGUCACCGUAUCUAUUUACAGGACUACUUCCCAGCACCCCAGCUUCCUGCCAUGUCUGACCCCAUCACACUAAAUGUUGGGGGAAAGCUCUACACAACCUCACUAGCAACCUUGACCAGCUUCCCCGACUCCAUGCUAGGUGCCAUGUUCAGUGGGAAGAUGCCCACCAAGAGGGACAGCCAAGGCAACUGUUUCAUUGACCGUGACGGCAAAGUGUUCCGCUAUAUCCUCAACUUUCUACGGACCUCCCACCUGGACUUACCUGAUGACUUCCAGGAGAUGGGUCUGCUCCGCAGGGAGGCUGACUUCUACCAGGUGCAGCCCCUGAUUGAGGCACUACAGGAGAAGGAGGUGGAGCUCUCUAAGGCAGAGAAGAAUGCCAUGCUCAACAUCACACUGAACCAGCGUGUGCAGACAGUCCACUUCACUGUGCGUGAGGCACCCCAGAUCUAUAGCCUCUCCUCCUCCAGCAUGGAGGUCUUCAAUGCCAACAUCUUCAGCACCUCCUGCCUCUUCCUCAAGCUCCUCGGCUCCAAGCUCUUCUACUGCUCUAAUGGCAAUCUCUCCUCCAUCACCAGCCACUUGCAAGACCCUAACCACCUGACUCUGGACUGGGUGGCCAAUGUGGAGGGCCUCCCAGAGGAAGAGUACACCAAGCAGAACCUCAAGAGGCUCUGGGUGGUACCAGCCAACAAGCAGAUCAACAGCUUCCAGGUCUUUGUGGAGGAGGUGCUGAAAAUUGCUCUAAGUGAUGGCUUCUGCAUCGAUUCUUCUCACCCACAUGCUCUGGAUUUUAAGAACAAUAAGAUUAUUCGAUUAAUACGGUACAGGUAAAAGAACCCCAAGCCACAUUGGAGGGAGGCUCCCAAGAAGCUCCACAUCAGCCAAGAUCUUAAAGAGUGUCUCACCAGUGGUGUGAGGCAGGGCACUCUACUAAUCUGUAUUAAUCGCGUAGCAGGACUUGAUUUCCCCCAUGAUGCAGUCCACCUGUAGGAAUCCAUGUGUCCUCUCAGCAGGGCCUCCUUUUUUCUUGCCAUUUAGAGCUGGAGAUGGGCAGUCUGUUCAAAGUGGAGAGUCUGCCCAUGUGUCCUAAAGGAGACCACCAGAGGGCUUUCUGGCUAGACAGGGGAGCAGCAUUUCUGUCAUUGACUCCAUCUCUCUCUGUACCACUAGGCAGUGCCUCACUCACCCAUCUGAAUAAGAGCCCCUGAUGGAGGGGAGAAAAUGAGAACAAGAUGCUCCCUUCAGUUUCCCAGGAUGGAACGUACCCAGAGAUCCCCAUCACCCCUGCUCCUUUGUCUGGAGGAUGCAGCCAGGACCUUGGACUUGUUUGCCCAAGGGUAACCAUGUUUGACUGGCUUGGAAAAGCAUUAUGUUCUCAAAGCUGUAUCGGUCCCUGCUGGGGGAGAGAUCUGAGCUGUGGCAUGGCCUAAAGGAGUGCGCAUCCAAGCCGGCUUCAGAAGAUGGGGAUGUUCCUUUUGACUGUGUCAUCUUGAGGCAUUUCGGGAUUUUUGGUUUCAGAAAUGGGCUGCUGUUCCUGUGAAGGCUUGAAAAUUUGGAGUCAGUGCAAUGAAAGGCACCUCAUACUGGGACCUGUUAUCUGACUUUUGUAAUCCUUACCACAAGAGUUUAAGGUAUCAUUUAAACAAGUCAUUUUAAAGAAAUAUAUUAUGGACUCUCCAGGUUGAAAAGUAAUUCAACGGUUGCUUAGUCCUCCCUCAUGCCAGCAUACUCCAGCACAUUUGGGGAUGAGUUUCUCUCCCCAGUACCUCCAAGCAAUCACCUAUCUCUGCUUGCAUACCUCCAGUGAUGGGAAGAUCAUCAUCCCUGAAAUAGCCCGCCAUGGUUGGCCGGUACUGGCUAUUAGAAAGUUCUUACACUGAGCCAAAAUCUCUCCUUCCACUCCCAUUUUCUGGUCUUGGUUCUAUUUUCUGGUCUAAUUCUCACCUAAAUAUGUAUUUCUCUUUCAAAAUAGUCACCUUGAGGGACACUCAUUCUGAAAAUAUUAGCAGGAUUCCCCUUUGGGAUCUGUCUUCAAGACCAAGGUUGGCCCUCUUCCAUCCCCUGAAAGUCAACCCUAUUUUGUUAGGACUUUGCCUCCUUCGUGACCCCCAUUUUACCCACCUUCCUCACCAGCCACAACUCCAGAUACCCUGUGACCAUCUUCUAUUGGAGAGUGGAGAUUUGCCACCCCUGAGGAAGUGCUGCCAGACCAGGGGCUCAGAAAGCAGUACACAGCUAGGAACCUGAGUGGUCUGAACCAUAACACCACCCUUGGACUAAGUGUCCAGCGUCUAAGACACUGUUCUGAAGGCGGUGGCCUUCCCUGUAGUACUGUUUCUGGUCAUAACCAAACCUUGGACCUCCUUGGUGUGAGAUCCAGGGCAAGACACCCGAGCCACUGCUUCCCCAGGGGUGAUGAGCAAGUGCAGGCUUCAAAACUGUACGUUAUGAUUCAUCCCUAGUGUGAGCAUGGCCUUGGGAGUCUCGGAGUCUUUCCCACUGGGUAGGAGACAUCAGACAAAGCCAGGAAAGCCUGCUGGCACAAGCGCCCAAGAGAGAUGGGCUGAGGAAGGGUCUUCCCAUAGCUGUGCUCUGUGAGUUGGGAGCUUGUACACCAGGCUGUGGACAAGGCCCCAUCCCGUAAGUAAUACAGGCCUUUUCCUCCCACAGUGGGACUCUAGAGUGACAGCUGCCCCAGGCCACAAGGCCAGUGGUACUCAAAUAGAAGCUAUGGCCACAAAACAGUUUAAGGAAGAAUCUUAUAAAUUACCACUGCCCUUUUUGUCCUCUCCAUAAAAAUUCUUUUUCUCCCAUCUUUUCGGUGCUUCUUAAUUCAAGCAGCUUGACUUCAGAGAAAGUACAGGACCUAUGAAGCUACUAAUGUGCUGUGUGACUUUAUGCAAGUCACUCACCUCACUGAGCCACUUUUUCUUCAUCUGUGAAAUGAACGUAACAGUAAUACAUAACCCUACCUACCUCACAGGGCUGUUGUGAGGAUCAAAUGAAAUAAUG
Molecule: messenger RNA, 3145 nt
Organism: Pteronotus mesoamericanus
Lineage: Eukaryota; Metazoa; Chordata; Mammalia; Chiroptera; Mormoopidae
Gene: KCTD21
Product: potassium channel tetramerization domain containing 21
Exons: 2
Coding region: 182-964 (260 amino acids)
Biological process (GO): ubiquitin-dependent protein catabolic process; protein homooligomerization
Molecular function (GO): cullin family protein binding; histone deacetylase binding
Source: RefSeq, a predicted model, not a curated record